Molecule: messenger RNA, 1552 nt
Organism: Rosa rugosa (rugosa rose)
Lineage: Eukaryota; Viridiplantae; Streptophyta; Magnoliopsida; Rosales; Rosaceae
Exons: 3
Coding region: 689-1429 (246 amino acids)
Source: RefSeq, a predicted model, not a curated record
CUUGCCGACCUCCAUUGGAGCCAGAUUCAAGCUGAGUGCUACUGCUUCAAAGAUUUUGCAGUGCGUUUUGGAUCUGUCGCUAGAGGUUUUAGGGUUUCUGAUUUGGGUUUGCGUUUUGCGUUUUGGGAUUUCAGGUUUUGGUCGUUGUGGAUUAUGCCAGUGGCAUGAAUGUAAAUUGUAAUAAAAACUGAGCAUUUUAGUCAUUUUGUAUCAAAAUUCGAAGCCAGGCCUGCUUCAUUUGGUUUUGGGCCUGAUCUUGUGUCCUUAUUUGUAUAAAACUAUUUGAAGGUGGGUUUUCUGUGUUUAUAUCUUUGGUCUGGUGCUACUAUGUAAUUUUCUAAAUGUAAAAUUGGAACCUCUAGAUUUUGAUUCUGGUGGGAUGAAUCAGUGUUCCAAUAAAAGAACUCACUUAGAAGCUUUUAACACUCAAAAAUCUUUGAAAAGUGCAGUGGAGAAUGUAAAAGUGGAAGCUCCGGAUUCUGAUUCUGGUUGGAACCGUGGGAUAAGUGAGCGUUGCAGUAAAAGACCUUGUUUAGAGGCUUCUGACACUCCAAAGAAACUGAAAAGUUCUCGGGUGAAAAAGUAAAACGAAAUUAACAGAACUUCAAGGAGAUUUUUGAAGAAAGAAAAGUUGAAGAUAAAUAUUCCUAACAAGUCUGCUCGUCUUUUGCCUGAAAAAAAGACUGGGAUGAAGAAGAAGGUUAAUGUGGAAGCUGCACGUGCUGUUUCUGGUAGGUCAAAUGUACUCUCUAGCAAACAAAAAGGUUCCCGGAUCCUACAAUCUGCUCCGCGUAGGUGUAACCGUGGAGCUUUAUCUAUUCAUAUUGAUGAGACGUAUGAAACAUUUCUCAACCUUGCUGUGAUGUCUGGUGACAUAAUGAUAUAUACACCCAGAAAUGGUACAAGAAAUAUUUAUGAGGAGGAUAUGGAGAGUUCAUCAGAUUCAGAAGAAACUGUACUAGACAACAAUCAACGUGAUGGAUAUCAUCCCUCAUAUGUGAAAACCAAGGCCACGUUAAGGAGGGGUGUGAUGAAGAAAAAGAUGAGCUGCUCUAAGAACUACGAAGAUACUUCCUCAGAAUCGGAUCUAAAUGAACAGGACAGUCAUCAACAUGAUGGAUGUCGUGCCUCAUUUGUGAAAAAGAAUCCUGCAAUUAAUAGAACUAUGAGAAAAACUGUGAGCCCAAGAGCUCGUAGGAGUGCUCUGCAGAAUAAAAACAGGAAGACUCCCACCGGAAAUUUAGAGGUCCUCCGAGAAAAAAACAGUGCAGUGGCAAAGAAGAAGAAUAUAAAAGAAACUCUGAGUACUGUUAUUGGUAAGUCAAAUGGUUGCCCCCCUAAAACACCUUGCUUAGAGACUCUUCAAUUUUCUGAGCGUGGGUGCCACUGUGCAGCUGAAUGUGAUUUAGUAAAUGAGAGUUAUGAAUAAUUCAUAAGUUACAAAGGGGAAGAGAAGGGCAAAGAAAUCUAUCGGACUUGAGAAAUCAAUUUUUUUUUUUUAAUAAACAAUAUGGAAGAGGUUUCACCUUCAAGACUCCAAGCAGAACUCAAG